AUGAGGGUUGAUUACACGAACCGGCAUCGAAACGAAAUGCGAUCCAAGCAGUUGGAGUUUUUGCACGCCUGCUCGGUGGGCGAUGAGCGGGCCGUCUUGAACGCCCUAAACAGUGGAGCCGUCGAGAUCACUUUCAAACAUCACCUCAACUCCAGGUAUGACCGAAAAAUGGGAGUUUCACGGCCUGGACCUUUUCAACAUGAAGAAAAGCGAGUUAGUUUCCUUUUCUGACGGAACUGUUACGAAACUUGGCUUGGCUCCAAAGAAGAAUCUUAAAAUUCGCGUUGAAACGUUGAAGAAGACAUUGAGAAAAGUUUAUUCAGUGAAUGGAAUUUGAAUACCAUGUUACAUUUUUAUUAUUCUCACUACACAUCAGAAAUUGAAUUUAAGCCUAGCAAAAGUUGUAGUUAAGGCAAAUAGAAGACUCUUUUCACACAGUAAUCUGCAAAAAUCUAGUCUGAUCGAAAAUUCAUGCCGGCAUGUUUAACGGGGCAUUAGAAAGGCCUUACUAGAGUAUGGUCUCCCCUGAACAUCGAGUUGAGAAUUGAGACUAUGUAGGUUUGAUGGGCCUGGGUAAGAGUUCUCAGAAUCAAAAAUAAAAUUCUGCUAAACCCCUCAGGCAACUGAGGAAAAGCUCGUCAACAUUUUCCAAGCGCGUAUAUGGCCGCGCUCGGAGCCUUCGGCUAGCAACUGUCGGCGUGGUGUAGUGGUAGUGGUCUCCCGAAGCUUGCCAAUAUUGUGACCAGGGUUCGAAUCCUUUUGGCGGAUAUCAUUUUUGCCGACUUAUAACUUCAUCAUUUUCAUAUUUUCAAGAAAUUUUUCAAAUAAUUACACUAAGAAUUUAUGAGAAUGACAACAAAAAUAUAAUGAUUGCAAAAAAACUCAUUCUUAAAAAAAUUUUUUUUUGAGUGUACAAGGCUAAUGACAACCACCUGAACGAAAAAAAUUCUGUCAUACUUUUUAAAUUUGCAGAAAAAAAUUUACCUCCUGAAUUAUGAAUUUCGAAUUUUUUUAUAGAUUAGAUUGUUUCUAUCAGUAAUUGUACAUAAAAAAAUAUUUAAAAAAAGAGUUUUAGCAAUCAUUAUAUUUUUUUGUUGUCAUUCUCAUAAAUUCUUAGUGUAAUUAUUUGAAAAAUUUCUUGAAAAUAUGAAAAUGAUGAAGAUAUAAGUCGGCAAAAAUGAUAUCCGCCAAAAGGAUUCGAACCCUGGUCACAAUAUUGACAAGCUUCGGGAGACCACUACCACUACAACACGCCGACAGUUGCUAGCUGAGGGCUCCGAGCGCGGCCAUAUACGCGCUGGGAAAAUUUCGACGAGCUUUUCCUCGGUUGCCUGAGGGGUUUAGCAGAAUUUUAUUUUUGAUUCCGAGAACUCUUACCCAGGUCUAUCAAACCCACACAGUCUCAAUUCUCAACUCGAUGUUCAGGGGAGACCAUACCCUAGUUAGGACGGAAUUUCUUCCCUGCGCGAUUUCGCGCUUUCAAACACCCCAACAAAAAGUUUUCACUGACUUUAGGCCCCCCCCCCCGUAGGGAAAUACUGAGAAAUUUGGUGGUUUGAAAAAAAAAGAUCAGCGAAUUAGCGGACAGCGACUUUUCCGAUUUUUUCAUAUCGCUUCGGAACUUCCUGACGGCGACGUUUCCGACUAAUCCCUUUCCUGUUUUUUCCUAUGUUUUUCGUUUUUUAGAAGAUUUAUAAAAAUGUUUUCAUUUUUCUUUGUGUUUUCAAAAGAAUUAGUCGGAAGGGACGCCGUCCGAAAUUUUGCUGGUUCGUACCACUGAAUUUUUGAGACAUUAAUAUCCAAGAAGCGAAGAUUCUCAGAGCCUCCGGCGGCUGUUUAAUUCUCUAGCAUUUUUCGAUUGCUCUCCAUGUGAAAUAUCCUGAAAAUCGCCUGAAACUUGGACUGACGAUAUUGUAAGACGACAGCUGCGGUGUGCACUCGAACUCGCUCGCCAAUUGACCGCUUGCUUUUCUUUUCCGCGAGUCGCCACUCCCUGGUGUCACUUUUCGAACACUUUUUUUCUGUUUACAAGCUUUCGGAAAUUUCGUGGACCACUUCCUCUUCUAAUAAUGUGCCUGCAAGACUUCCAAGUUUGCUCCAGCAAACUAGACGGUUGAGUAGAGCACAUUGAUCAACGUGGACUUACGUCAACUUUUUUAAAAUUUUGUUUCAUUGUUCCUUUUCAAGGUUCUCACUCCUUUCCCUUCAGGACGGCGUUGCACUGGUCUGCCGUCCGAGGCCACGAAACGAUUUGUCUGAUUCUUCUAGACUUUGGUUUUAGCCGGGACGACAUUGACAGCGCCGGCAAAACUCCAUUCGAUGUGAGACAUUUGUUCUGAGUUGUUAGUUGGAAGAAAAUCAACUUUUUUUGUUGGAAACGUAAAAUGAAUUAGGGAAAGGCGGUAUCACGGUUUCGAAAAUUGAAUGAUGCGGAGUAUCAUAAAAAUUGAUGUUUUUCGUAUUUCUCUCAAGACCAAAUCUCGCAAAAUUUGAUAUUCGUUCAUGUUCUGAAUCUUCGGGGCCCGUUUCGAUAUACCCAUGGAGCCAUAAAAUAGGUUCUUUCGCUCAAUUUUAUUUUUCAUAGUUGAAUGCCGUCAUGAGACAUUGAAGAGGAUUCCAAAGGUAUCUGUACGAAAAGAAGAUGUUUAGACGAGUUUGUAAGGUUUUAGGUUCAAUGUUUUUCCUCCACCAAACAGCUUGUCACUUGCAGCUUUGCCCAACAACUAACGGGACUUUGCGGGAGAUUUUGAGACCGAUAAACAAGAGAUCAUCAUCUUCCUCGACAGAAAAUAUGGUGAAAGGUUUGAUGGAGAAAUUUUAGGGAAUCCCCAGAACGGUGUAGAAAUUCGGUUUCGAUCAAUCGAGAUAUAGGAUUGCAGCAGGUUGCUUUGAAAUGGUUUUUCUCAGUGGUGAUUCAUACGGCUGGCUUGAGCAGUCGAAAAAUGAGUCCUGACACGAAAAAAUAGAUACAGUGCCUGGUUUGUUGAUAGCGUUCUCAAACAGGCUCGGAAUCGGCUCUAGAGAAUUCAUUUUUUUUUUGUUUGAGGAGAAUUGAGAUGAUCUUUGACGAAUAUGACUUCUCAGGAGAGUGUUACAAAUCGGAGCCCUCAUCACCUAACGAUUUCGUCCCCAACUACAUCCGUCAUCCGCCUUUUCCAUACAUCAAAACAUCCUUCGACAAUUGUGGCCCACCCCCAGGUUCCCUUUUGUUUUAUUUUGUUCAAAAAACACAAGUGAGGCUAUUCCACUGGGAGGUUCAGACGUCACAAGGACCCCUAGCCUGGGUUCCGUGUGUUAUAUAAACUGGAACUUUUUGGUGUUCUCGAAAAAAUAAGUUUUUGCUGGUCGGGGUUCUGAGAAUCUUUGUUUGGCAGAUACAUGAGAAAAGUCCAAACAGCCUCAAACGGCCUUAAAAAGAAUCUAGAGCUUCUUUUUGAGUUACUACAAAGGUGUCAAAAGCUUCUCUGAAUCUCCCUUUUAUCACCUUUUUCGCCUUCUUGUUUUUUUUUUCUCCAAAAAAAAGACCGAGAAAAGAAGAAACGAGCCUGUGAGGCCUCUUUCUCAAAGCUUACUAUGGAACGUUUUUUACCUCCGGUUGAACGUUUGAUGAAACUUUGCGGAAAUGUACUUCAGGACCUCAUGAUUGCAGAACAAGGGAAAAAAAUUUCACGCAAUAUAUCUCGUUUUCGAGUUAUGAAGCUUCAAAGUUCGUAAAAUACGCAAAUUAUGGCAAAAAAGCACAGCACUAUUUUGGACUUGUGAAGCUUCUCAACUCGAAAACCAGAUUCAUACAUUUUUUUUUCUUGUUUUGGCAUCUGCGGGUCCUAAAGUGCACUUCAGCAAGGUUUCAUUAGAAGUUGAACCGGUGGGUAAAAAACCUUCCCUAGUUAGGACCUUCUGGAUAUUCGAGCCAAUCAAUUGUCGGAAAUUUCGGAAACUUCUAGUUAAGGACAUUCGUUGUCUUUAUCAUUUUAUACCAAAUAAGAACUUGAGGAUCUCCAACUGGAUCUACGGUUUACUCAUACGGACGCCGUGAUUCGCUGACUAAAACACGUUUUCUCCUUCUCCGCACAAGGUACAUUUUAGUUGACAUGGAAAAAUGUAGACGGUGCUGGUUGGAAAGAUUUAAAGAAUGAUUUGAAAGAAUUUUGAGCAUACAUGGCCCAUAGGGAAAGUCGGGGUCGAUAAAGGCUUCAUAGAAAUAAUUCUUUAAGGGCGACAAAUGCACCUUUUUGCGGCUAUUUUUGAGUCUCCCUCUUUUAGCAAUCAUUAAUCCGACUUUGCCCGAAAUUACAGAACUCAAUCCAGAAGGAGGGGUUGACCUACGAAUCUUUAUGUGAAUAAAAACAAAAAAAGAUUAUUAACCUCAGGGAGAUAGCUUGAAACAAUUUCAAAAAAAGUUUGAACCUCAGGUUCAAGAAAUUUGGAAGGAAUGGUUAUCGACCUUCAAAAUAGUCUGCUUUUCAGUCUUGAGGUCAAUUAAAGAUGUACAAUUAAUAAUCCGUUUUGGAAGAGCUUUUGAAGGCGGUUGUUUGUAGCGUGGACCAAGGCAAGGAGACUUACAAGCGAAUCACACUCGCUGGCGGAUCGACCGUUGAGCGCCUCAGACUCACCAUAGAGCGGGCGUGCAAGGGACGACGCGUCGACGCCGUUUUCACCCUUCCAGACAGGGCGAGUCUUCUCCUAACCGUCAAAAGCGACUCCAAAGCUUUGCCCGAGUUUUUCCCGUCUCGAACCUUCUUUAUAGGCUCCUAGUCAGUGAACCGAAGAUUGAGAAGGGUAUGCUUAAAAUGUUUCCUUACACUCGAAUCAUAUCGUUUCUAACUCGAUUCUCGACUUUUACAAAUCACGAAUUCAAACUGGCUCCCAACUUAUAACAAAAUACGUCUCUGACUGGGUUAUGCCCUUGUUGGCUAAAGCGACCUUCUAGUGUUCGGUAGUGAAUUUGAACCGAAAAUGAAGGUCAUUUCACUUUUUUUAAAAGAAAUUCCAGAAAAAUAGACAUAAAACUUCUUGAUGUACAGAUGAAGUUCCUGAGAGUCUCAACCGGCACAGCUUCCCAGUUUUUGAGUCGAAUAAAACCCUUAGAAUCCCCCAUAAUAGGCUAUGUUUGUGCCUUGAUUACUCGAAAACGAUGAAUUUGUGCAUGUUAAGACUUUCAGAAACUUUUCUUGGUGCAUUAAAAAGUGCUCUGGCCAAUUGUCAGGAAAUUUACAACCGCAAAGUAAAAUGACCUUCCUUGCGAGCUUCUAUCAACCUCAAAGGGAGACCAGAAGUUGUAGUGUUGAAAAACUAAGGGAUCCGUUCAAGGUAGAUUUCGACGUGUUUAAUAGCAGUGUGGAUAACAUCUAAAAAACGCCAUCAGAUUUUUUAAAAUUCUGUCCGUUUAUAGUUGUAAUUUCCAGGUGCUGAUAGAGGAAGAUGAUCAAAUCCAUCAAUUUGCCGACUGUCAGAAAAUAGAUGUGAUUUUCUCAGAGGAAAGUUCGUCUCCUGUUCCAGUAAGAUUUCUGUUUCAUUUUGCUUCUCUAGGAAAUAAGCAUAUAUACGAUUUUUAUAUGGGGAGAGUACCAUUUGAAACAAUUUUCCAAGAAAUUUCUUCUGGGGGACGCGUUUAUGUUCUGUAGAAAAGACGGAAAAAUAGGUUUUGAAGCGAAGUGUAGUCAAAUUUGAUUCCAUUUGGUAUAUGACCUUUUUGGCAGAAAAAAAAAACGUGAAAAGCUGGCUCGGAUUGGGCUUAUUAACCGGCCACUUGCACUGUCCUAACGCCGUGUUCAAAGUGAUUUCCGCGAAAUGCAAAAUGGCCUCUGACUCUCCAAAACUUAGUUGUAUUUUUCUUUCUCUGACGGGCCUUUUGCAUUCGCGGAAUCACUUUGAACACAGCAUAAAAAUGCUUGCCACACCUGUUCGAAGCGUUUGGCCACCAUACGGUUUUCUGGCGAAAUGCGCUCUACUGAUGAAGCAAUGAGGAAAUUUUCAAUUUUUAACUUAUAUUCUUUUUAUUUCGCUAUUAAUGGCAAAUGCAUACUCACGGAGGCGUUGCACAAAAAUAUGAAAAAAUUUGAUGUGUUCAAAAGACACGACGCAGUGUGAACCGGACGAUAGCCUCGCGCCAGACAACUCUCAACAGGGCUGAACAGCCGAGGUGCCGCUGGCCAAUGAGUGUUUGUGUGUAUUGUGUGCAAUCACUCUUGUUUUUCGCGCUCUGCGCCGCACAACUUUGAGUUUUAUCCCCAGUCUUCUCGUUUUUGUUCUUCUUUUAUUUGAAAUAGCUCAUUGCAUGUUCAAUUGAUUCCGCUAAGUUCACAAUAGCCGUCAAAAAAUGGAAUCAAAGCUUUAAGAGUCAAUAAUUUUGCAUUUCGCAUACAUUACUUCGAAAACGCCAUCAUUUUGACUCUUCGGUAAUCCGAGAAACUGUGCAGAUAGGAAUUUACGUAAACUAUCGGUUAAUCUUCUUUUUGGCUGACAAAUCAAAUUACUACUUUUAAUUCGUAUUUUUCAAACGUAAACAAGAGGAGACUCGAGUUAUUUUUUCCUACGGAUGCUCGAAGUGAUAGCAUCAUAUCACGUGAUUGGGAGAAGGUUUAGCACUGGGAAAAAGAUUCAUAGGAUAAAGAUCAUCAAUCGUAUUUUUUUCCUUUUUCAAUGGUGAUUUUCAAUCAUUUUUGCAGUUGGGCGACUCAAAAAUGUCAGAAACUCGGCAGGUAGCCGACCUUCGUGGUAAUAUUUAAUUUUUUCGUUCAAUAUAAUUUUUUAAUUUUUUGUUUAGAAGUUCGAGUGGAAGGCCCUGACGAAGUCGCCGAGAAAAUUGAGGAAGAACCGAGGGUUCGUCUACAUUUUUCAUUGUUUGUCGUCAGAAAUCGGUAAUCAAUUUUCGCAAAAUGCUUUGUAUUUUAUCACCACUUUGAAAUUUAGAGUUAUUUUUUCUGAAAAAUGAUCUAAAGCACUUUUUACACACACUUCCAGCAGCCUUUUUCUUUAACAAGUAAAGCUGGGAAUUUGAAACGCGCGCUCUCACAUGGGGAGUCAUUUUACCGUUCCUACGGGAAUUUUCUAUAAAUUUGCUGAAACACUCUUUGAUGGACCGGGAAUCGAUCCCACAUAGUGGCUAUCUGCGCAAACUUUUCGUUUUGGAAAUAUGAAUUUUUAAAGUUUUAAUCGGUUAACACGUGACCUUGUUGUGAAGGAAUGUGGCCGCGCCGACAACCACCGAAUGGCAGAUAGGUGCGUGGUGCAGUCAGUAGCGAUGUAGGCUGCGGAGCCCAUGACGAAGGUUCGUAAACUUUUGCCGCUAACUUUUUUUUGCCGGUUUUUUUUAAGUUAUGAGGAAAUACAGAAUUUUUAGGACCAAAAACGUUUCAACCAAGUUCGAUAGCUCUCAAGUAUACAUAAAAGUGAACUUUAGUAUUAAUUUCAUUCUGAAAAAAACUCAUGACGUUGUAGAAGGCAUCACAUAAUGAGGGGACUUUCAAUGAAAACUUGUGCAAGCUGGAAAAUUUCGCAAUUAAGACAUGCCAAGGUCUUAUAUGAGGUUUUGGCGUUUUUCUCUAAUUUAUCUCAGUUUUUUUUUUCAUGAAAAGUCUCUUGAUGCUGUGAAGACCUCUGCAGAUUCGAGGUUUUUCUAAAAUUCUCAUAUACAAAAAGUGCACUUAUUCAUGAAAAAAUAGCUACCGGAUCUUUUUGGUACGAUUUUGGUUCUAGAAAUUCCGUAUUUCCAUCAUAACUUCAAAAAAAGAUCGGCAAACAAAAGUUAGCGGAAAAAGGAUUCGAACCCUCGUCAUAGGCUCCGCAGACUAAUUCGAUACUGACUGCACCACGCACCUAUCUGCCAUUCGGUGGUUGUCGGCGCGGCCACAUUCCUUUACAACAAGGUCACGUGUUAACCGAUGAAAACUCUAAAGUAAAUUCGAAUUUUUUCGGUGGUAUGAAAAAAACACCGGCGAAAAUUCAAACGGCGACUUUUCCGAUUUUUUCAUAUCGCUAGGGAACUUUCCGACGGCCACCUUUCCGACGAAACUUUUUCCGACUUUUUUUUCUCGAUAAACUCUUCGUUUUACAUCUUCCUAUAUAAAGUAGGUAGUUUGUACAUGAUUAAAAACACAAAGAAAUAGGUAAAAAAAAUGUUCAUAGAUGUUUUAUAAACCGAAAAGCAUAAGGGAAAAAAGUCGGAAAAAGUUUCGUCGGAAAGGUGGCCGUCGGAAAGUUCCCUAGCGAAAUGAAAAAAUCGGAAAAGUCGCCGUUUGAAUUUUCGCUGGUGUUUUUUUCAUACCACCAUUUUUUCACAGGUGGUAGAACUUUUGGCAAUUUUUACUCCAGCUGAGGCCCCGCUUUAGCACAGCUGUGUCACCUAUUUUUUCUUACAUCCGUUUUUCUCCUUUUUUACCACAACUAAGACUCAAAUGGCCUCAAAAACACGGGUUUAUUACGGGCAUACCCGUUGAGGCAUCUGACCAGCAUGCGACAAAUUGGGGUUCAUUUCAUUGGAGUAUUUCGGAGACAAAAAAGAACAAUUAAAUUAGGUAUUCGGCUUCACAAUGAUCAUCAUUAUUGAAGAAAAACUUUUCUUGAAGCGGAGCAGAAAAUUUUGAAAAAAAGACUAUUUCAGAGCAUUUUUGUGCACAGUUUCGUUUCUCCAAAGAAAAUGACUUUAUUUGCGACAACGAUGCAAAUUUGUAGCCAUUGACCCCUGCGGAAGAUCUUUCGCCGUACGCUCAAACCAAGGAACCAAGUCCUCCAGUCAGCCUUGCCAACACGGAUUUGGUUGGUGCUUUUUAGCGAGAAGUUUUCUUAUGGCGUGUUCAUCGGAAAAAAAAAACGAAAAUUGUUCCGAAACGCAAGAGGUUUGCUCCAAGACAAAAGCUCUGAACUGGAGCGUCUUGAGACGCGUUCGACUGUUCCUCAUGCUAUUUCUUCACUCUUUGACUGCUAAAAAACGACGAAUUACCAUACGGAAGAGAAAUAUUCGGGGGCGCCUUGAGUCGCUUCAGAGGCCGUAUGCAAUAAAGUGGAAAAUGAUUUUCCGCCGUUUUCCUGAAAAUAGAAAAGGUCUAAAACUUGCUAGAAAUCAUUAAUUUCGAUUAUAUCUGGCGAAUUUUAGCAAUUUUCGAGUUUCAGAAAAAUGGCGGAAAAUCAUUUCCCAUUUUAUUGCAUACGGCCUCAGUUCAGAGAAUUAGUACUUUUUUGAAACUUCGUGCGCCGAUGAACACGCUUUUGUGUUUUGAAACAUGUUGUGUUUAUCCGAUGAACAUGUCAUUAGAAAUUGAAGCUUUUAUCAGGAAUCUAAUGCGGACAGCGCACCGGAGUUGAUUACCGAAUCUGCUUAUGCAAAUGAGGUUUGACUUGAGAGUAAAAAGUGGUUUCUUUUACUUUUAGUCAAAAUUUCGUGUCCAUAGAUGCACUUUCACUUUUACCUCAAUGUUAUCUUUGAAAAAAGAUUCACAUUUCAUCGUUUCUAUUUUUUGUCGGAAUUGAAAAGAUUUCGACCGGAAACGUGUUUGAAAUUUAAAAUAGCAUCGAAAUUUUCUCAAUAAUUUUCUUUUAAUAGUCAAACAUUUUAUGUUAGUUUGGUUUUUAUCGAAACAUCUUCAUUGAUUCAAGUGUUAGGGCACGAGCGCGUUUUUUUCAUUUUGAUUUUUGAACUUCAUCCAGUGAUUUAUAACGAUAGGAGGCGGUUGAAAUGCAUCAGCGAUAGGAAAAAAAAAAAUUAAAUUAGAAAGCACAUGAGCUAUUUGAAAAAAAUCGCUCUUUUUUUCUAGCAGCACUUGUGAUUUUUUUCUCUAACUCCAAACACUUGAACACUUGGUGACGUGAAAAAAACUUUUAUGAUAAUAAUAAUAUGAAGUGGAAUUGCCAGGAUGCCAAACUUGUACCACUCGCCACACGAAUCAGUUUGGAUUCGGAGCCGAGCGAUUUCGAAAAAGUGACUGAUCGUUUUAUUUUUCAUUCCUAUUUUUUAUGAUGAACAUUUUUCACUAGCCUUCAAUAAAUUUAGUUUUUGUGUUGCAGGUCGAUCGUGAAGAUGCGAAAAGCGACGUCGUGACGUCGAAUCCAGCAAUUUCCGGCCUCGCUGCUGCUAUCCAAGUCAAUGUCAGAUAUUGUCUUCGGAGUUUCCUCUUUUUUCCCUGCUGAAAAGCCCCGACAUCACACGAGUUAUCAGGGGAUAUUCAGACGGAUCAACCAGAGGAGCAUCCGGCUUUGGCGGCGGCCGCGUCUCCGGCGCCUUUUAUAGUCGACGCGUCGCCCAAAGACGCCGUCGUGGCGAAGCCCAUCCAAACGCCCGUUGCCCGCAAAGAUGACUUUUCUACUUGGCUCGAUGAGAAUCAAACGCUUGUGAGUAACUAUUAAUAUCUAGUUUUUUUUAGGAAUGCCAGAGUGGUCCUUAUAUGGCUUAGGGGAACAAAAAGCCCUACAGGGGCCGAAAAAGUGGUCCCUAUAGGGGUUUAGAGUAUGAACCCUUACCAAAUUAAGCUCAAAUUGUGCCGAAAAAGUGGUCCAUAUAGGGGCUUAGAGUCUGACCCCUUACCAAAAUUAAGCUCAAGUUGUCCCUACAGUGGUCACUCAGGGGACCCUCCAAGGGCUUCUAAGGUUGCCCCUAUAGAGACCACUCUGAAGUUCCUAAGUUAGAUCAUCUUCACCGAGGUCCUCCCUUUUUCAAGUAGUGAAGAAAUUGCAGGUUCGAAAUGUUUCCACAGCGGCCGCAGUUGCAGGGAUUGCCGGACUUGGAUAUUUGGUUUACUCGCGCAAGUUUAAAUGA
Caenorhabditis auriculariae is the source of this 10750-nucleotide messenger RNA. NCBI's taxonomy places the organism in Eukaryota, Metazoa, Nematoda, Chromadorea, Rhabditida, Rhabditidae. The record is from the annotation of a GenBank genome assembly.